GCUUCUCAUACGGUCGCGGUUGUUUUCAGAGAAGAGACAACAAAGAUGAACAAAAAGUUUGGGGGGAUGAAACCGACGGGAACUCCGUCUCUAGCGUUGUCAACUUUCGUCGUUGUAGCUUCACUGCUCGCCGGAGCCUCCGUUGUACACAAUUUAUACAAGCCAGAUCUCACAUUACCGCAGAUAGAAAGUGAUGAAGUAGACAAGAAGUAAGAAUCUGGAAACAAAGAUUAUAAUCUUUCUUCUUGUCGUUUCUGGUUAGUUACAUGUCUGGUUUUUUCUUUUAAAUACUUCAAAACUCCUUUGGGUUCGGGGGUUAUGUCUUUGAGACCUUUUUUUCUGUUAUGCAAUGAAUAAGUCCACUUUGUGGUCAACUACUUUGUGAUCCAUCCAAGUGUAUGUGAUUGCAACUUUGCAGUUUACAUGACUAAAAGGCGAUUCC
Molecule: messenger RNA, 442 nt
Organism: Eruca vesicaria subsp. sativa (arugula)
Lineage: Eukaryota; Viridiplantae; Streptophyta; Magnoliopsida; Brassicales; Brassicaceae
Source: the annotation of a GenBank genome assembly